AUGUGCACAUAGGCUCAAGCCGAGUUCUCCUCAUUCUUGUGUUAUUGAUGAUCGGCCGCCUGAUAAAGCUACGGAUGGCUGUCAGUGGAAAUUUCAAACAUUGCUGUUUUCAUUUCCGCAACUUCUAGUGAAAACCAAGUUCCAGGUUAAUAUUUCGAAGCUGACCGUGCUGAACUACGCUUCGACUGACUUGCCAAUGUUGCCGUCUUCAAAAGCCACUGAGAAGACACGGUUACAUUGCCGGCAUAUUGAUCUGCGAACUGAUCGAAUGCAAAGGGCUUUGCGAAUCCGCUCAGAUGUCGUGCACAAGAUGCGACGCUUUCUCAUUGAAUACGCUAAGUUUGUUGAUGUGGAAACACCGACUCUUUUUCGACGUACGCCAGGUGGAUCGGCGGAGUUUCUUGUCCCCGCUCCCCCACCCAACCGAGGGCUUUGCUACUCUCUACCUCAAAGUCCACAACAGUUCAAGCAACUGCUUAUGGUUGGUGGCAUCGAUCGAUAUUUCCAGGAUCCAAGGGUGAUAGACAGCCGGACUGUCCCCUGCUUUUCUCAGCCCACAUUAGUGGAUCUUGAACUGUCGUUUACAACUCAAGACGGAGUAAUGUCCUUAGUCGAAGAACUAUUGAUUGCUGCAUGGCCUGAAGAGUUGGUCGACCUGAAACCAUGUGCUCCAUUCCCUCGCCUAAAGUAUCGUGAUGCUAUGCGACAGUACGGUAGCGACAAACCUGAUAUGAGAAUUCCUUGGCAUAUAGAAGAUUGCACAGAAUUAUUAGGUAGGAGUCUCAAGCUGAAAAUUGAACGUGGAUUGAGGGGCACCACUUCCAACUUCAGCGCAAAAGGAGAGCUUCAUCUGGGCGAUACGAGCGAUACGGUUUGUUGA
Messenger RNA from Haemonchus placei, 880 nucleotides. Lineage: Eukaryota; Metazoa; Nematoda; Chromadorea; Rhabditida; Trichostrongylidae. The record is from the annotation of a GenBank genome assembly.